Molecule: messenger RNA, 1446 nt
Organism: Saprolegnia parasitica CBS 223.65
Lineage: Eukaryota; Oomycota; Saprolegniomycetes; Saprolegniales; Saprolegniaceae
Exons: 1
Coding region: 1-1404 (467 amino acids)
Biological process (GO): amino acid transmembrane transport
Cellular component (GO): vacuolar membrane
Molecular function (GO): amino acid transmembrane transporter activity
Source: RefSeq, a predicted model, not a curated record
AUGGCGUUUCUGACGACGGAGGACAUGAAGAUGUGCUUCUCGCUCUUCUGCGUCGUCUAUGGCAUUGGCACGCUCGGCAUGCCGGGCAACUACGCCCGCGCCGGCUACGUCUGGGCGACGAUUGCACUCGCGUUCAUGGCCUCCAUCAACAUUUACGCCUCGGUCUGCAUCUCCAAGGUCAUGAUGGUCGCGCCCAAGAAGGUCCAGACGCUAAGUGACAUUGGCGAGUGGGUCUUUGGCAAGCCCGGUCGCUGGGUCACCGUCAUCACCCACAUGCUGGUCUGCACAAUGGUGCCGAUUGUCUUCCUCGUCCUCGGCGGCACUUUGCUCACGGUGCUCUUCCCCGACUCGUACGCCGACUCGACGUGGAUCGCCCUCAUGGGCCUCUCGCUCCUCCCCGUCUGCCUCAUCCCGACACUCAAGGAAGGUGCCGGCACCGCUGCUGCCGGCGCCCUCGGUACGAUCCUUGCGGAUGUGAUUGCGCUCUACAUUCUUGUCGACGAGAUGACACCGAUGCCUGCCAACGUUUCCCCGCCGUCGCCCGAGCUCUCGGUGAGCGGCGUCACGGCCGUCUUUGGCAACUUGGCGCUCGCGUAUGGCGCCGGCGUCAUCAUUCCGUCGCUCCAGCGCGAGCACUCGCAGCCCGAGCGCAUGCCGCGUGUCAUUACCGUCACGCUCGGCGUCAUCACGACCUUCUUCCUUAUCAUCUCGAUCACGGGCGUCUCGGUCGUCGGCUGCCAGAUUCCCGGCAACCUCCUCUUUGCCAUCACGGGCACCAAGCUCGGGUUUGAAGCGUCGCGCGGCGGCGUCAUCCUCUCGUUCCUCUUCAUGCAGCUCCACAUUACGAUUGCGUUUGCGCUUGUGCUCUUCCCGGCCAUGUUUAUCGCCGAGCGCCUCGUCCUCGGCCUGCACAAGGAGCUCUUCACGCUUGACGCCGACGCUGCUGCGUAUGACGACCUCGAGACGCCAAUCAAGGACGACGCUGAGAAGGCUGAUGCCCCGGUGCACGUGGCAGACCCGGCCGAUGCGUACAAGGCGCCGGGUGCGUACCUCAAGGCGGCGGUGCUUCGUACGGUCAUGGUUGUCCUCUGCGUUGUCAUUGCGAUCGUCUUCAAGGACAAGUUUAGCGACCUCUUGGAUUUUGUCGGCGCGUCUUGCACGGCACUCUGCUGCAUGAUUUUGCCCAUCAUCUUCUAUCUCAAGACGUUCUACAAGACCAUGUCGCUGCCCGAGAAGGCGUUUGCGAUUCUUUCGAUCCUGGUCACGUCGGCGCUGGCGAUCUAUGUGACGAUCAACACGGGCAAGGCCUUGUUCGCGCCCGGCCCGGCGGGUCCGCGCUUCCCGUUCUGCGCUGCCGAGUUCCAGGACUUUGUGUACACCAACAAGACCCACUACAACUUUUAAGGUUGGCGUGUAAAAACGUAUGUAAUCAAAUGUAAAUGUGUG